Morus notabilis is the source of this 1549-nucleotide messenger RNA. Its product is annotated as F-box protein SKIP8. Bases 183 to 1076 code for a protein of 297 amino acids. The transcript is spliced from 3 exons. Gene Ontology annotation, molecular function: protein binding. The record is from RefSeq and is a predicted model, not a curated record. NCBI's taxonomy places the organism in Eukaryota, Viridiplantae, Streptophyta, Magnoliopsida, Rosales, Moraceae.
CAAACGUCGUCUCUCUCUCUCUCUCUCUCUCUCUGCAAAUUCUACUGAGAAGGUGUUAGGGCUUCGAAACGCCUCCAUCAACGAAGAAAGCGACGACGCCGAUACGACACCGUAUCGAUCUGACGAAAGCAAAAUCAGCAGAUUUCUAUUCAUAUGUUCUGUGAAGCUUUCAUGUCUUAUCAAUGGAGAUUUUUCCCAGUCUCUCCACCGCUCUCUCGUCUCAAUCUCUCUUUGUAGCCAUUGUUUUCACCGCGCUCUGCUUCUUCCUUGUCCUCUUCUCCGCCCGAUCGCUACCGCUCUGGCCGAGACUGCUCCAAUCGGACGGCGGUGAGAAGAGGAGCGAGAAGCUCUGCGAUUGUCGCUGUUGCUGUAACGGGAGUGUCGGCGGCUGUUCGGAGGGCGAAACGGCGCCGUAUUUGAAUGGUACGGAAAUGGCGGAGAACUGGCCGGUUUUGAGAGAGAGACAGACGGGCGCGUCGAUGAUGGAGCAGUUGGUUCCGGAGAUUACGACGCACGCCCUCAGCUACUUGGAUUAUCCCAGCCUCUGUCGUCUCUCGAUGACCAAUUCUCUGAUGCGAAAGGCUGCGAACGAUGAUAAUGCCUGGAAAGCUCUUUAUCACAAGGACUUCACGUUGGAACAGGAUAAUGUAACACCAGUAAACGGGUGGAAAGCUUACUAUGCUGCUACAAGAGCAAUUGUGAAUGUAAAUAAUGAAUUCUUUAACAUCAUUAGAGAUAGAUCACUUCAAGCAAUGAGUCGGUUUUGGCUAAAUGCAGACUACGUGAAGUGUGUUCAUGCCUCGGGAAACCUUUUCUCAGGUUAUAAUGCUGUAAUUCAUAGUUGGCAAUUUGCCUUCAAUUGGGAGCAAGGAAUCAACUUUCAGGUACGGGAUGUUCGGGCUCGGGUACUUACAGACAUGGCUUGGGUUUCCAUGAAAACGUACGUCGACGAUGUGGAUAUUGGGCCUUUCAAUGUGACUAAUGUCUUCGAGUUCCACAAUGGAAGGUGGUAUAUGGUGCAUCAUCACAGCUCCGUCAUGGACGGAGAAGUGGAGCAACAGAUUGUGCAUGGGUAACCAAGAAAAAAGAAUACUUGGUAGCAGUGAUACUAUAAAUACUAGUUAUCAAAAUAGUUGGUAUUUGUUAGCAGGGUCAGUUUCUUAAACUGAUUUCUCAUGAAGAUCCUUUUAAUUUUUCCAACCUCAGUUUUGUUUGGUCUAUGGUAAAGAGGUCAUCUUUUUUCAUUUUUCUAUUUCUUCUUAUUUUCCUUUUGUUUUAUUGUUAACUCUUAUCAUCAUUUUUUUUCCUGGAAUUAUUGCUUCGAUUUGUGCCUUGGUUUUGAUUGAGAUUUAGAAUUUCAAGGAAUAUGGGACUGAGUUCGGGAAAAUGGGGUGUGAAGCAUGAUUUCUGGAAAAGAGUGGAUUCAAGUAGAAGUUUCAGAAAUGAGGGUAAAUGAAUUGUAAAGGAAACAGCAAUAAAGUUAAGUGGAUGUGAUCUCUACUAUUUGCAUGAGCAUUAUGUCUCAUGCAUUUUUUAUUUUUUUCCAAAU